GCUGGGCAGCAGCUGCCCUGCUCAGCUCAGCUGGAUUUUCCAUGCUCCUGCUAAUUAGCAGAGGGAAGCUGACUAAUUGCUGACGUCACCUCUUUCCAGUCCAGCUUACAUUUUGUUCCUGACUCCCUCCAAGCAUGUGGGACUCUGCUCAGGAAUUCUCUGUCACACACACACACACAGGAUGCUCUGAGAGGUUUUUUUUCACCAGGGGCUGGGCUGCCUUUGCUUUAUAAAGGCUGCAUGCAGCAUCCAGGGCUCCUGAAAAUAUCAGGAUUUCUGCUGGAAAACGCUGGGAAAAUGCAUUUCCGAAAUUUCCAUUACACUUUCAGCUCGCUCAUCGCCUGCCUGGCAGAUGGGGAGGUCUUCACCCAGCCAGAAACAAGGGCCAAAUUUGAAUCCCUGUUCCGACCCUAUGACAGGGACCUCACCUUUCAGUAUUUUAAAAGUUUCAAAAGAGUGAGAAUCAACUUCAGCAACCCUUUGUCUGCAGCAGAUGCCAGGCUCCAGCUGGACAAGACAGAAUUCCUUGGAAAAGAACUCAGACUCUAUUUUGCUCAGACUUUGCACAUUGGCAGCUCCCACCUGGCCCCCCCAAACCCAGACAAGCAGUUCCUGAUCUCCCCCCCUGCCUCCCCCCCUGUGGAUUGGAAGCAAGUGGAGGAUGCCACUCCAGUCAUUAACUACGACCUCUUAUAUGCAAUUUCCAAGCUAGGACCAGGUGACAAAUACGAGCUGCACGCCGCCACUGCCACCACCCCCAGCGUGGUGGUGCACGUGUGUGACAGUGACCAGGACAGUGACCAGGAGCAGGGCAGGAAACCCAAACCCAAAAUCAUCCAGACCCGCCGGCCGGACUUCAGCCCCGCCCACCUGAGCUGAGCCCAGCUGAGCCCAGCCUGGCUGAGCUGAGCUGAGCUGAGCUGAGCUGCUGCUCUCCCAGGAUGUGCAGGAAAAGCCAAGCAGGGAACAGCAGCUGCUGCUCUGGGGGCGGCUGCAGGAGAAUUCCAAGCUAAGUUUGCUCCAGAUGGAGGAAUUCCAGUCUAAGUCUGCUCCAGCUGAAGGAAUUCCAAGAUAAGUUUGCUUCAAAUGGAGGAAUUCCAUACUCAGUUUGUUCCAAGUGAAGGAAUUCCAAUCUAAGUUUGUUCCAGCUGAAGGAAUUCCAUACUCAAUUUGCUCCAAGUGAGGAAUUCCAUUCUCAGUUUGCUCCAAGUGAAGGAAUUCCAUGCUCAGUUUGU
This is a messenger RNA of Ficedula albicollis (Collared flycatcher), 1235 nucleotides long. It is a transcript of the gene RCAN1, whose product is annotated as regulator of calcineurin 1. Gene Ontology annotation, biological process: calcium-mediated signaling. Gene Ontology annotation, cellular component: nucleus; cytoplasm. Gene Ontology annotation, molecular function: calcium-dependent protein serine/threonine phosphatase regulator activity; nucleic acid binding. Lineage: Eukaryota; Metazoa; Chordata; Aves; Passeriformes; Muscicapidae. The record is from RefSeq and is a predicted model, not a curated record. The transcript has 5 exons. Bases 241 to 879 code for a protein of 212 amino acids.